CGGGGCGAAGCUCAACACCAUCCAGCUGGGACCGGCUUCGUGGAGACAGACAUGGCGUGCGGCUUCCGCAGGUCUAUCGCCUGUCAGCUUUCAAGAGUGUUGGAUCUUCCUCCAGAAUCCUUGAUCAAGUCAAUAUCUGCAGUUCCAAUUUCCAGAAAAGAAGAAGUAGCUGACUUUCAGCUUUCUGUGGAUUCUCUAUUGGAAAACAACAAUGACCAUUCAAGACCAGAUAUUCAACUUCAAACCAUGAGACUGGCAGAGAAGCUAAAAUGUGACACAGUGGUGAGUGAAAUCAGCACUGGUCCAGGGACUGUAAAUUUCAAAAUAAACAGAGAACUAUUAACAAAGACAGUACUACAGGAAGUGAUUGAAGAUGGCUCAAAAUAUGGAUUAAAAAGUGAACUUUUUUCUGGCCUUCCGCAGAAGAAGAUCGUGGUUGAAUUCAGUUCACCUAAUGUUGCCAAAAAAUUUCAUGUUGGACAUUUGCGUUCUACCAUCAUAGGAAAUUUUAUAGCAAAUCUCAAAGAAGCUUUAGGACAUCAAGUAACAAGAGUAAAUUAUCUUGGGGAUUGGGGCAUGCAGUUUGGUCUUUUGGGAACUGGCUUCCAGCUGUUUGGCUAUGAAGAAAAACUCCAGUCCAAUCCUUUACAGCAUCUCUUUGAAGUUUAUGUACAAGUUAAUAAAGAAGCAGCAGAUGAUAAAAAUGUAGCAAAAUCAGCACAUGAGUUCUUCCAGCGAUUGGAACUGGGCGACACGCAAGCACUUGCACUCUGGCAGAAAUUUCGGGACUUGAGCAUAGAAGAGUACAUUCGGAUUUACAAGCGUCUAGGAGUACGCUUUGAUGAAUAUUCAGGAGAAUCAUUUUAUCGUGAAAAAUCUCAAGAAGUCUUAAAGUUGCUGGACAGUAAAGGACUCCUACAGAAGACAAUAAAAGGCACAGCUGUAGUGGAUCUGUCAGGGAAUGGUGACCCCUCCUCAAUUUGUACUGUAAUGCGAAGCGAUGGGACGUCUCUCUAUGCAACCAGAGAUCUUGCAGCUGCUAUAGAUCGAAUGGACAAGUAUAAUUUUGAUAAAAUGAUUUAUGUGACAGAUAAAGGGCAAAAAAAGCAUUUUCAGCAAGUGUUCCAAAUGCUGCAGAUCAUGGGAUAUGACUGGGCAGAAAGGUGCCAACACGUGCCCUUUGGGGUAGUGCAGGGAAUGAAGACUCGAAGAGGAGACGUUACUUUUUUGGAAGAUGUUCUAAAUGAGAUUCGAUUGAGGAUGCUACAGAACAUGGCUUCUAUUAAGACCACCAGAGAGCUGGAGAACCCCCAGGAGACAGCAGAGAGGGUGGGGCUCGCAGCCCUCAUCAUUCAGGACCUCAGAGGUUUCCUGUUAUCUGACUAUCAGUUCAGCUGGGAUCGUGUUUUCCAGAGUCGCGGGGACACGGGAGUCUUCCUGCAGUACACACAUGCCCGCCUCCACAGUUUGGAAGAGACUUUUGGAUGUGGUUAUCUAAAUGACUUCAACACUGCUUGCUUGCAAGAGCCACAGUCUGUUUCCAUUCUCCAGCAUCUUCUCAGGUUCGACGAGGUGCUUUAUAGGUCAGCCCGAGACCUUCAACCCAGGCACAUUGUCAGUUACCUUCUAACUCUAAGUCAUCUUGCAGCAGUGGCACACAAAACACUACACAUAAAAAACAGUCCUCCUGAAGUGGCCGGGGCCAGACUUCAUCUUUUCAGAGCUGUCCGCUCAGUCCUAGCCAACGGAAUGAAACUUCUUGGAAUAACACCUGUAUGUAGGAUGUAAUUUCUAAUUAAAAUUGCUUUUAAAAUACUAAAUGAAUUCUAGUUAUCUAUUCUUACAUGCCUUGCUAUUUAGAAUAGAACUGAAACUAUUAUUCUAUGUCAGAAUCUAUAUUUUAUUGUCUAUAUUUUAUUAAGUGAUUUAUCAACUUAUUAAAUCUUUAUCUUUUAAAA
Physeter macrocephalus (sperm whale) is the source of this 1958-nucleotide messenger RNA. RefSeq names its product arginyl-tRNA synthetase 2, mitochondrial (gene RARS2). Gene Ontology annotation, cellular component: mitochondrion; cytoplasm. The record is from RefSeq and is a predicted model, not a curated record. The coding region runs from base 52 to 1788 and encodes 578 amino acids. The transcript has 20 exons. Gene Ontology annotation, biological process: arginyl-tRNA aminoacylation; mitochondrial translation. Gene Ontology annotation, molecular function: arginine-tRNA ligase activity; ATP binding. Lineage: Eukaryota; Metazoa; Chordata; Mammalia; Artiodactyla; Physeteridae.